Molecule: messenger RNA, 1166 nt
Organism: Nannospalax galili (Upper Galilee mountains blind mole rat)
Lineage: Eukaryota; Metazoa; Chordata; Mammalia; Rodentia; Spalacidae
Gene: Mrpl47
Product: mitochondrial ribosomal protein L47
Exons: 7
Coding region: 18-860 (280 amino acids)
Biological process (GO): mitochondrial translation
Cellular component (GO): mitochondrial ribosome; mitochondrial large ribosomal subunit
Molecular function (GO): structural constituent of ribosome
Source: RefSeq, a predicted model, not a curated record
CCAUUUUGAAAAAGGGCAUGAGCCUGUUCCUGUUUCCUCCACCACGGGGGCGUGAUGACGGAAGUGACGACACGAUGGGCGGAAACACGGUGGCCUUCUUGGGAAUCAUGGCUGCCACCAGUCUGGCGGGUCUUUGUAGAAGGCUCUCGGCGUGCCUGAAGGCUUCCGGCCCCCUCGUAUAUCCCAGCGGCCCUGCUCGUUCGGGGUUUCCUCUUAGCUUGCUACAUAAGAACACCCCAGCCGCCACAUCUUCCCUGCACUGUAAAUCACUUCACACUACAUCAUCAAGGAAGGGACUAGAAGAAUUUUUUGAUGACCCAAAGAACUGGGGGGAAGAAAAAGUAAAAUCCGGUGCUUCGUGGACCUGUCAGCAGCUGAGGAACAAAAGUAAUGAAGACCUGCAUAAGCUCUGGUAUGUCCUACUGAAAGAGAGAAACAUGCUUCUAACUCUGGAGCAGGAGGCCAAGCGACAGAGACUGCCGAUGCCCAGUCCAGAGCGGUUGGAAAAGGUGGUCGAGUCCAUGGAUGCAUUAGAUAAAGUUGUCCAGGAGAGAGAAGAUGCUUUGAGGCUCCUUCAGACUGGUCAAGAAAAAGCGAGGCCUGGCGCCUGGAGGAGAGACAUCUUUGGAAGAGUCAUCUGGCACAAGUUCAAGCAGUGGCCCCUGCCGUGGCACCUGAAUAAAAGGUACAACAGGAAACGGUUCUUCGCGAUGCCGUACGUGGACCGUUUUGUCAGGCUGCGACUCGAGAAGCAAGCCCGCAUUGAAGCACGAAAGAAAAGUUUACAGAGGAAGAAAGAGAAAAUUCUCCAGGAAAAGUUCCCACAUCUCUCUGAGGCCCGGAAGUCUAGUGCUGUCUAGGAUGAGCUCCAAGAGUGCUUAUGUCUUCCUACGUCUGCCUGUCUUGAAGUAAAUACAUAUGUGAAGUGGUUUAUAAAGACUUGUUCUGUUAGGAGCACUGGCUGCUCUUGUAGAGGACCCAGGUUUGAUUCCCAGCACCCACAUGGCAGCUAACAACUGUCCUAACUCCAGUUCCAGAGGAUCCAGAGCCCUCUUUCUGACUUCCAAGGGCAUUGCAUGACACGGGUGCCCUUGCACACAUGCAGGCAAAACACAUGUAGAAUAAAAAUAAAAGGCUUGUUCUCGCUCACGGGACAUCAGUUCUCA